GUUAGAUCCUCUAAUAUCCAUCCAUGGGUGAAAGAUCUCCUCUUCUUGUGAUCGUCAUCUCUCUUUCCGUGCUCUGCAUUGAUCUCGGGAUCUCGGAUGGUUUCUCCAUGAUCCGCUGUCAAGAGACAGAGAGGAAAGCCCUCAUGGAGUUCAAGCAACGAGUCCGUGAUCCUUCCCGUCGUCUUUCUUCCUGGGUUGGGGAGGAUUGUUGUAGUUGGGAAGGCAUCCGCUGCAGCAACGUCACUGGCCAUGUUAUCGAGAUCCACCUUCGCAAUAGACAUCGGUCAGAUGUUUCAUACAUAGAUUGCUCUGAGACUGACUUCGAUGAUGAUGAUGUUGGAUGCAGAUGGGCGCUGCACGGUGGCAUAACUCCAUCAUUGCUUUCUCUCCAACACCUUAAUCAUUUGGAUCUUAGCGGCAACAACUUUGAAGGAAAUCGUAUCCCAGAGUUCUUGGGAUCCUUUGGAAGACUAACAUAUCUUAAUCUCUCAGGAGCAGGCUUCGGAGGUAAAGUACCUGAUCAGCUGGGAAAUCUCUCCACCUUGCACCAACUCGAUCUUUCUUAUAAUUUCUACUCGGAAGAUGAUUUUUAUAAAUUCUUAUACAUCGAAAACAUUGGAUGGAUCUCUCGUUUGACUUCUCUACAGCACCUUAACAUGAAUUGGGUUAGUUUUAGAAAUGUGUCCAACUGGUUACAAGCACUGAACGUGCUCUCUAGUAUUCAAGUGGUUGAAUUGGCUUAUUGUGGCUUGAGGGCCUUUCCCCCUUCACUACCACAUGUCAACUUCACAUCUCUUACAACUCUAAAUUUGUACGAUAACUUGAUCAACUCUACUGUGCCAGACUGGCUGUUUAACAUAACCAGCCUCGAGGUGCUUUCUCUUGGUUGGAAUUACCUCUACUGGCACACUCCUGAUUCUAUUGGCAAGUUGACAAAUCUCAGGUCACUCGACUUAUCUAGUAAUAUGUUCCACGACGGCUUCAGACCACAAGCUCUAUCCAACCUCUGCAAGCUCCAAUGGUUGGACAUUUCAUAUAGCUAUAUUGAUUUGAAUAAAGGUGAUGACUGGAUCCCUCCUUUUCAGCUUCAUGGCCUCAAUAUGACCUUUUGCCAAAUAGUGCCGAGGCCUCAUUUUCCGAAAUGGCUCCGAUUGCAAACAACUCUUCGUGAUUUAUCUUUAUCAAGUACAAGUAUCAAAGAAAGGAUUCCCAACUGGCUUCCUUCCUCUCUCGAGUAUUUGGAUCUUUCCAAUAAUGAGAUUAUCGAUGAUGUGCCACAAUAUCUUCCAAACCUGAUGUAUAUGGAUCUCUCAAACAACUCGCUCUCGGGCCACCUUCCUCCAAGAAUCACAAACAUCAUGCCACAUCUUCAGUAUUUGGAUCUCUCAAAUAACUCAUUCUCAAGCCAACUUCCUCUAAGAAUCUCAAAUACAAUGCGAUAUUUAUAUUGGUUUGAUUUAUCUAUGAAUCAUCUGAGUGGGAGCAUCCCCUUGUCGUUUUGUCAAAAGAGGUUUUUGCAAGUGCUUCGACUUUCAAAAAAUAAUUUAUCAGGAGAGCUUCCUAAUUGCUGGAAAAAUUCCUCAAGUUUGUUUAUUUUGGACUUAUCGAACAACAAAUUCCAAGGAAGAAUUCCUGACUCUCUCAGCAAUUUGCAAAGCCUACAAUCACUGCAUCUGAGCAACAAUAAUUUAGUAGGGCAAAUUCCUCUUUCUUUAAAAGGUUGUACAAAUUUGGUUACUCUUGAUUUGGCUUACAACAACUUCAACGGAAAUAUACCAGCUUGGAUUGGGGAAAGCUUACCAUACUUAAAGACUCUCAGCUUACGCUCGAAUGCCCUCACCGGAAGAAUUCCUGAACUAUCUCAUCUUACAUCUCUUCAAAUAUUGGAUCUCUCAAAUAACAAUCUUUCAGGAGCAAUACCACAUACCUUCAGCAACUUCAGUUCAUUAAAGAGGUCUUCUUCUUCAAGUGAUUUAUAUUUCAACAACUAUAGCUACGACGAUGAAAUGUGGCUCUUCAUAAAAGGGAGUGAACUCGAGUAUACUACAAGACAGCUUUCAUUUGAUAAAGUUAUUGAUCUCUCCAACAAUAGUUUAUCUGGCUUUAUUCCUGAGGAGUUGGGAAAUCUACAUGGAUUACGGAGCUUGAAUCUAUCUAGAAAUUACCUAACAGGGGAGAUACCGAGCAACAUUAAUGGAAUGCAACAAUUAGAAAUUCUUGAUCUCUCCAGAAAUAAUUUGUCUGGAGCGAUUCCUUCAACCUUGGCGGCGUUAAAUUUCUUGAGUUAUUUGAACUUGUCAUAUAACAAUCUUUCAGGUAGAAUUCCAACGGGUAGCCAAUUACAAACGCUUACAGAUCCAUCAAUCUAUGCCGGCAAUUCAGAUCUUUGUGGCUCUCCUCUUGCCAAAAUUUGUACAGAUGAUAUGCCAACAGAAGGUAAAGAAGAAGAGGAAAAUGAAAAUUCUAAGGAUAGACUUAAAAGUAUUUGGCUAUACAUGUGCCGUGCAGUAGGAUUUAUCGUGGGAUUUUGGACGAUUUGUGGAAGCAUCUUAUUGAACUCGAGAUGGAGGAUUGCUUACUUCCGAGCUAUUGAUAGCAUAUGUGAUAGGCUCUAUGUGGUGCUGGUACUGAAUGUGGCGAUGUUCAAGAGGAAGCUACUGGUAGGGGGUCAAGUUGACUAAGCCGAUGGGAGCGUUCACCAUUAGUAUCAGGCAGUAUGUAUUGGGCUCAUGGUUUGCAUGUUUUUUCAUAAUCCACUGGUGACAUGAUUUUAAUUUUUGCAAGGACUAUCGAUUUGUCUUUCUGAAUUCUCUUAGCAUCAAAAUUUUAUUUCAUCAAAGUAUGAGUUCUCUGCGUAUAGUCUAUAAGCUCUAAUUAACAUUUAGCCAGCAGUAUUGUUCGACUCUGUUUUUGCCGUAAGCUACACUGUGGCUUAGUUUAUUGAAUAGAUUCUAUUUGUCAUGAAUCAUCUAUGAAAAUAUGUAAAAGUA
This is a messenger RNA of Musa acuminata subsp. malaccensis (wild Malaysian banana), 2990 nucleotides long. Lineage: Eukaryota; Viridiplantae; Streptophyta; Magnoliopsida; Zingiberales; Musaceae. The record is from RefSeq and is a predicted model, not a curated record.